Molecule: messenger RNA, 2431 nt
Organism: Ochotona princeps (American pika)
Lineage: Eukaryota; Metazoa; Chordata; Mammalia; Lagomorpha; Ochotonidae
Gene: VASH2
Product: vasohibin 2
Exons: 10
Coding region: 314-1570 (418 amino acids)
Biological process (GO): regulation of angiogenesis
Cellular component (GO): cytoplasm
Source: RefSeq, a predicted model, not a curated record
CCUCGGCGGCUGCCCGGGUGACUCGGUUAUAUGUCACAGGGUAGCGCUCGAGAAUGGGACAUGGAAUGAGGCGACGGCCGCCCCGGGCCCAGCAGCAGCAGCAGCAGCCCCCGCCGCCCGGGGAGGCUCCGCGGCGAUGAGCCCGGCUGUCCGCAGGCACGGCCGGUGAACCGGGAGCCCCACCGCUUCGGCCCCUUCUCGUCCUGCGGCAGCCAGAGGCAUGGACAAGGCCGCCCCCGCGGGGCGUUGAUUCCCGCCGCGCGCCCGCACACGCCCCUUGCCGCCACGCGCCACCCCCAGCCUCGGUCCCGCCAUGACAGGCUCCGCCACCGACUCUCACCGCUGCCCCCACCCCAAAGGAGCCAAAGGCACCCGGUCCCGGAGCAGCCACGCGCGGCCAGUGAGCCUCGCCACGAGCGGGGGCUCGGAGGAGGAGGACAAAGACGGCGGGGUGCUGUUUCACGUGAACAAGAGCGGCUUCCCCAUCGACAGCCACACCUGGGAGCGCAUGUGGAUGCACGUGGCCAAGGUGCACCCCAAGGGUGGCGAGAUGGUGGGCGCCAUCAGGAACGCUGCCUUCUUGGCAAAGCCUUCCAUACCCCAAGUCCCAAACUACAGGGUGUCGAUGACCAUCCCAGACUGGCUCCAGGCAAUCCAGAAUUACAUGAAGACGCUACAAUACAAUCACACAGGAACCCAGUUCUUUGAAAUUAGGAAAAUGAGACCGCUGAGUGGGCUAAUGGAAACAGCAAAAGAAAUGACCCGAGAGUCCUUGCCUAUCAAAUGCCUGGAGGCCGUCAUCCUGGGCAUAUACUUAACCAAUGGGCAGCCUUCCAUUGAGCGAUUCCCCAUCAGCUUUAAAACCUGCUUCUCAGGAAACUGCUUUCACCAUGUUGUGCUGGGGAUUUACUGCAAUGGCCGGUACGGCUCGCUGGGCAUGAGCCGAAGGGCAGAGCUGAUGGACAAGCCACUGACCUUUCGGACUCUGAGUGACCUCAUCUUUGACUUUGAAGACUCCUAUAAGAAAUACCUGCAUACGGUCAAGAAGGUCAAGAUCGGGCUGUAUGUCCCCCAUGAGCCCCACAGCUUCCAGCCCAUUGAGUGGAAGCAGCUGGUCCUCAAUGUGUCCAAGAUGUUGAGGGCUGACAUAAGGAAGGAGCUGGAGAAAUUCGCCAGAGACAUGAGAAUGAAGAUCUUGAAACCUGCAAGUGCCCACUCUCCAACACAAGUGAGAAGCCGGGGGAAAUCCUUGUCACCCCGAAGGAGACAAGCCAGCCCCCCGAGGAGGCUUGGCAGGCGAGACAAGUCCCCCAGUGAGAGGUGUCUGAGGACAGUGGUACUCGGUUCCAUCAAAUCAGGAGCUUCCCAAAAGAGAUGCCAGCUGCCACCGUUGUUGCAUGCUGGAGCCCAGCACGCCCCGGUCCCCAGAGAUCUAUCUGGAGACCAGCAGUUGCCCAGCUUCUCCCCAUGGUUUUGGCCAAGCAAGCUUCUCUCCAGGCCCGCACUGCCUGAGAAGAAGCUGGCCGACCUCGGCCCUCUGAAUGAGGUGGGUUAUCAGAUCCGAAUUUAGCCCAGCCCUGCCGACCAGGCAGAGCGUUCUGUGGUGCUUCCCUCUGCACUCUGCCCAGCAUCUUCAGCUGGGAUUGCAACUGUUCAUGAAGAAUUCACACAUUUUCUUUGUAAGGAUUGACCUGGAAAUAGAAACUGAGUGAGUAGCAACAGUUAACUGUGUGAACAGUCCACUAAGAGGCAACUGUGAAAAGGCUCCAGUCCUCAACCUGGCUGCUGUUGGAACUGUCCACCCUCACUCAAGACCUCAAGGAUGACAACCAUGACUUCUAUUUUUCCAUUUCCCGAUUUGUGUAAUUUGCUUUGAAUGUGACGCCAUGCCAGUAGUUAAUGUCCGCCAAGUCCUCUCUCCCAUUUUUGGUAUAGUAAGGUCACUCAAAUCAGUAUUACUGUCUUUUUCAGCAAUAACAGAAGUAAAGCUAGGUGGGUUUUUUUUUUUUUAAGCAGUUGCUAUUACCUCAGUAUUUUAACAUUGAAUAUGCAAACUUAAUGGUGUUUUUUUUUUUAAUUAUUAUUAUCUUUGUAUUGCUUCCCCAGUACUUCCCAUGGGGAUCUCCAUGAGUUAGGGUUUUUUUUUUUUCUGGUGCAGACGUAUGAUAAGACUUAAGGUUAUUAUAUGCAAGUGUUUUACUAAAAAGCACUGAAAUUCUUCUGGCAAUACGGGAAUCCAUUUUCAGGAUCUUACAGUUACUUCCUCCUUCAUGUUUCUUAAAGUGUUCUCCGACAGUUUUUGAUCUUCCCAACCAAAACAAGAGGCACAUUCAGAAGGUCGUCCAUUUUCUGUCACUAACAUUUAAACUUUGCAGAUGUCACCAAAAAGCCCAAGAGGCCACACACUUGUUCCACACUGACAUUAUCAUGA